UUACGUCCUCGCACAGUCGCGCGCACACAUACACACAUCGCAUUUUCAGUCCCCCUCUAUCUCUCUGUUCCUUUCCCCAAUUCUUAUCACACUAAAAACAAAAAACCCAAAGGUAACCCUAACCCUAGUUUCACACUAUCUACACUUCAAGAACACCGAAGUUCUCGAUUUUCUGAUGGAUUCUCAGGCGAACAAUCUCUACGAGACGGCGUCGCAGCCGGACACCGGCACCGACGCGUACACGUUCCUCGAUUUCAACACGCAGGGCGAAGAUUUCGAUUACCCUGAAUUUCAAGAACUCUCGCAGCCAAUUCGAUCUUCAGUAUGGCCCACACCUUCCGAUUCCGUGUCGGACCAUGCCGAUAGAGCCACAUCCGAUCACCAGUCUGACGCUUCGCCGGUCUCCACCACCUCCGGGACGGCCACGAAGGGACGGGGUGGUGGUGGUGGAGGGGGAAGUAGUGGUAAUCAGGCGAUGGUGGAUGCCAUUGCGGCGGGAAUGAGUGGAUUGAAUUUUGAAGAGACUGGGGAUGAUGAAAGUUACGAGUAUGGUAAGGGUGAUUUCACGGAACACGCCUGUCGGUACUGUGGGGUGCAGAAUCCAGCGUGUGUGGUGAGGUGCAACGUGUCGUCCUGCCGCAAGUGGUUCUGUAAUUCGCGGGGGAACACGUCUGGGUCGCAUAUUGUUAAUCAUCUGGUUCGCGCCAAGCACAAGGAAGUUUGUCUUCAUAAAGACAGUCCCCUGGGAGAAACUAUCCUUGAAUGUUACAACUGUGGAUGCCGAAAUGUGUUCCUUCUUGGAUUCAUCUCUGCCAAGACAGAGAACGUUGUUGUUCUUCUUUGCAGGGAGCCUUGUCUGAGUGUCAAUGCUUUGAAGGACAUGAAUUGGGACCUCAGUCAGUGGUGUCCUCUUAUUGAUGAUAGAUGUUUUUUGCCAUGGCUUGUUAAGGUCCCAUCUGAACAGGAGCAGUUAAGGGCACGCCAGAUCAGUGCUCAACAAAUAAAUAAGGUAGAAGAACUUUGGAAGACAAAUCCUGAUGCUACCCUGGAAGAUCUUGAGAAGCCUGGUGUGGAUGACGAACCUCAACCCGUAGUCUUGAAGUAUGAAGAUGCAUAUCAGUAUCAAAAUGUGUUCGCGCCACUCAUUAAGCUCGAAGCUGACUACGAUAAAAUGAUGAAAGAAUCUCAAAGCAAAGACAAUGUCACAAUACGGUGGGAUAUUGGUCUCAACAAGAAGCGUGUUGCAUAUUUUGUUUUCCCAAAGGAAGAUAAUGAGUUGCGCCUUGUACCUGGUGAUGAGUUGCGGCUACGUUAUUCAGGAGAUGCAGCUCAUCCAGCUUGGCAGUCAGUGGGGCAUGUGAUAAAAUUGACUACCCAAGAGGAAGUUGCACUUGAGCUUCGUGCCAGUCAGGGAGUACCUGUUGAUGUGAACCAUGGUUUUAGUGUCGACUUUGUGUGGAAGAGCACAAGCUUUGAUCGGAUGCAGGGGGCAAUGAAAACCUUUGCAGUAGAUGAAACAAGUGUUAGUGGGUACAUUUACCAUCACUUGCUAGGACAUGAAGUUGAGGUUCAGAUGGUCCGUAAUGCACUGCCUCGUCGUUUUGGUGCACCAGGUCUUCCAGAGCUCAAUGCAUCUCAAGUUUUUGCUGUAAAAAGUGUGCUUCAGAAGCCAAUCAGUUUGAUUCAAGGUCCACCCGGCACUGGGAAAACUGUCACGUCUGCAGCAAUUGUGUAUCAUAUGGCCAAGCAAGGGCAAGGGCAGGUUUUAGUUUGUGCUCCAAGUAAUGUGGCUGUUGACCAGCUAGCUGAAAAGAUAAGUGCCACUGGUUUAAAGGUUGUAAGACUUUGUGCAAAAUCAAGGGAAGCUGUAAGCUCUCCUGUUGAGCAUUUAACGCUUCACUAUCAGGUUCGACAUCUUGACACAUCUGAUAAGAGUGAACUUCACAAGUUGCAGCAACUGAAAGAUGAACAAGGAGAACUGUCCAGCAGUGAUGAGAAAAAAUAUAAAGCGUUGAAGAGGGCAACAGAGAGAGAGAUAUCUCAGAGUGCUGAUGUCAUUUGUUGCACUUGUGUUGGUGCUGGGGACCCUCGAUUGGCAAAUUUUAGAUUUCGCCAGGUACUUAUUGAUGAGUCAACUCAAGCAACUGAGCCCGAGUGUCUUAUUCCCUUGGUUCUUGGGGCGAAGCAGGCUGUUCUUGUUGGUGACCAUUGCCAGCUCGGUCCUGUUAUUAUGUGCAAGAAAGCAGCUCGUGCUGGGCUAGCCCAGUCUCUAUUCGAACGUCUUGUGCUACUUGGUGUGAAGCCGAUUAGGUUGCAGGUUCAAUACCGCAUGCAUCCAUCCCUUUCAGAAUUCCCCUCUAACAGCUUUUAUGAAGGUACACUUCAAAAUGGGGUGACCAUCAAUGAGAGGCAAUCAUCAGGCAUUGAUUUUCCUUGGCCUGUGCCUAACCGGCCCAUGUUCUUUUAUGUCCAGAUGGGGCAAGAAGAGAUAAGUGCUAGUGGAACAUCUUAUCUGAAUAGGACUGAGGCUGCAAAUGUUGAAAAAAUUGUGACUACAUUCUUAAGGAGUGGUGUAGUUCCUAGCCAGAUCGGGGUUAUAACACCAUAUGAGGGACAGCGAGCAUAUAUUGUGAACUAUAUGUCAAGAAAUGGUGCUCUAAGACAACAACUUUACAAGGAAAUUGAGGUUGCAAGUGUAGAUUCGUUCCAAGGGAGGGAAAAAGAUUACAUAAUUUUGUCUUGUGUGAGGAGUAAUGAACAUCAGGGCAUUGGAUUCCUUAAUGAUCCACGCAGACUUAAUGUUGCACUGACGCGUGCUCGUUAUGGUAUUUGCAUAUUGGGGAACCCUAAAGUUCUAAGCAAACAACCGCUAUGGAAUGGCUUGUUGACACACUACAAGGAGCACGAGUGCUUGGUAGAAGGUCCUCUGAAUAACUUAAAGCAGAGUAUGGUUCAAUUUCAAAAACCAAAAAAGAUCUACAAUGACCGCAGACUUUUCUUUGCUGGUGGACCUGGAAUAGAUAGCUUUGGCUCUGUUACCUCAUCAAGCCUGAAUUCUGAUAGGAGGAGCAGUCGUUCUGGGGGUUCUUAUAUGCCAUCUGGCCCGUCCAGUGGUACCCAUAAACCUGGAGUACAUCCUACUGGUUAUCCAGUGCCUCGGGUUCCUAUAUCACCAUAUCAUGGUGGCCACCCUUCCCAGCCAUAUGCUAUUCCAACUCGCGGAGCUGUACAUGGACCUGUUGGAGCAGUUCCUCAUGUUCCCCAAGCAGGAAGCCGGGGUUUUGGUGCUGGGCGUGGCAGUGCUGGUGCUCCCAUUGGCAGUCAUCUUCCACACCAGCAAGGCUCUCAGCAACCCAUUGGAAGUCUUGGGCCUAGUUUCAACUUUCCUGGUUUGGACAAUCCAAAUAGCCAGCCAUCUGUGGGUGGACCAUUAUCUCAACCUGGAUUCGUUUCUAAUAUGACUGUUCAAGGUCCAAGCCAAACAUUUCGUGAUGGAUUUUCUAUAGGGGGCAUGUCUCAGGAUUUCUUGGGCGAUGACUUCAAAAGUCAGGGAUCACAUGUUCCAUAUAAUGUAGCUGACUUCUCCACACAGGCUUCUCAAACUGGAUAUGCUGUCGAUUACGUUACACAGGGAGCACAAGCUGGAUUCCCAGGAAGCUUUCUAAACCAAAAUUCUCGAGCUGGAUAUUCUCGUUUUGGUACAGGAAAUGAUUUCAUGUCUCAGGAUUACAUGGCUCAUGGAUCACAAGGUCUGUUUACACAGGUUGGAUUCAAUGAUCCAUCACAAGAUGACACUUCGCAGAGCCACUUUGGAGUGACGAAUGCCAACCCACUUCAGUCUCAGGGUUUGUUGAAUCCUCUCUACUCCCAGCCUUUUGCUCACUACAACACGCAGCCAAUGAACUUGCAGGGUCCACAGCCCCAGCAGGGGCAGAACACCCAGAAUCAGAAACUUCACUACAAUGGUUGAGAGAUUGAUUGUGGGUUUUAUGUUGUGAUGGGUUGGUUAUAUCUUUUGCAUCCAGCAACUUGGUUUGUUCCAUCAUGUGUGUCCAAUUUAUGUGCCUUGAGGUGAAGGGUCGGUCUUUCAAUAACUGAGUCCGGUUUGAGAAUACAACCCUCAGAAGUUGAUUCUGAAUAAUCGGAAUCAGAUGGUUUGAGUUGGCAAGAAGCUGUUCUGCAGUUUGGAGCAAACAAAGGCGGCACAUCUAGAGCUGAGAAAGUAAAGGAUAACCCACCCCAAUUAUUGUCUUCAAGUUAUGAUAUGACAAAAUACACUCCUGGGAGUGAGCAUUACAUGGCACGGUGUUGGGAAGGGAAGCAGAUCUAAUUGGAUAACUUACGGCGGUGGGAAGCUUAUUAUUUUAUAUAGAGGAGCUAUACCACUGAUUUUUGUACAGCCUGCUGGGUAUUGUGGCUUUACCCUUCCAGCUCUCACUGACAUGUGAACUAUACUACACAUUAGUUUUAAACAGACAAUGAUGAUAUGAUCCCAGAAUUUGUAGGUAUUAUAGUGGUAUAUUGUGGUUGGUUUGCAUUGAAUGCUUCAAAUAAUGAAUUGUAUCAUUGAGAGAGAGAGCGUAAAAAUAGUGAAAUGAUUUUGGAAGUGUUCUAUUUGUUGUUUUCUUCUUUAGAUUAUCUGCCCUGCCCGCUGGUGUCGUCUCUCUCACCAACUACUUUGAUGUAUAUGUUCAUAAUAUUACUUGCAAGAUUGUUUGGAAUGUAUUUGACAAUAGAAUAAUACACAAUUAUCUUUCUAGACAAGAAUAAAUAUUUUUUUAUGUUUCCA
Messenger RNA from Cornus florida, 4789 nucleotides. RefSeq names its product regulator of nonsense transcripts 1 homolog. The record is from RefSeq and is a predicted model, not a curated record. Gene Ontology annotation, molecular function: RNA binding; ATP binding; hydrolase activity. Gene Ontology annotation, biological process: nuclear-transcribed mRNA catabolic process, nonsense-mediated decay. Gene Ontology annotation, cellular component: cytoplasm. The transcript is spliced from 29 exons. NCBI's taxonomy places the organism in Eukaryota, Viridiplantae, Streptophyta, Magnoliopsida, Cornales, Cornaceae. The coding region runs from base 176 to 3970 and encodes 1264 amino acids.